AUGGGUGGCGAGCUGCCUCGUUCUGGCCACUCGUACUUUGGCACCGUCUCGUCGGCUCAAGAAGCGCACGCGAUCCUCGAGGCGUGCAAGCAUGGCCUCCUUCCACGAGUCACUCGCCGCUUGACCGAUGACGAGCGUUUGCGGUUCGUGCGCGCUGGAGCCGUCUUUGUGUGGGAGGAGGAGGAGGCUGGCAUCCGCCGGUGGACCGACCACAUUAAGUGGAGCCCGUCGCGAGUUUCGGGCGCCUUCUUGACCUAUACCGAGGUUCCGCCUCGAGGCGACGACACGCUCGUCAAGCAGUCGUUCUCGUCGGUCGACGGCAGCGGGACCAAGAUGCACCUCAUCGCCUACACGAGCAAGUCGACCGCCGUCACCUCGGUCCUCCCGUGCGCCGCGCAAGACCCCCUCAUCCAGCACAUGCUCGCCCAGCGCACCUCGGCCGGCCGGGAUCCUCGCGACCGCCCCUUCCCGCCGUCGGCAAUAGCGGCACCUCCUCCCUCUCGACCGCCCGACCCGUCGCACGCCCUGCCGACCCCGCCGUACGGCUCGGCGCCGCCGACCGCCGACCCGAACCGCAUGCACCUCCAGCGCUCGUCGAUGAGCUUCCAGAGCCCGGGCACACGGCCGCAGACGGCCUCGUCGAGCGACGAAUCGCGGCCGCAGACGUCAGCGUCCGAGCCGCGACAAGGCGCGGCCAAGGACCCGCACAUGCGUCACGCACCCGGCCUGUCCCUCUCGUACCCGUCGCUCCUGCACCCGGCCGUGACGUCGGUCGCGCCCACGACGUCCCCUCUCCCCCUCACGCCGACUUUCCCGCCGCCGCCGCCCUCGGCGCACGGCUCGCCCCGCCUGUGGCCGUUCGCCUACGACCUGCCGCGGCAGGACUAUCCGCCGCGCUCGGCGUCGCACCCGCGCUCUGCGGCGCACCGCCCGUCGCCUCGCCUGUCGCACAGCCCGCCGUCCGUCACGGCGUCGAGCUGGGGCGCUCCUUCGACCGCCGACUCGUCGUCGGCCACGACCGCCUCGCCGUUCGACACCCAGCCUCGGCACCUCCCGCCGCUCGAGCUGCGGUCGCCAGGACACCUCGCGACGGGCAGCGACCUGUCGUCGCACCACGACGCCCACGGGCAGCGUCGAGCGCUGUCAGAUGGCGACCAGUGGUUCCCGCCGCGGCAGCACGGCCGAGGCGCAGAGGACGAGCGCCAGUUGCGGCUUCUCGGGCGGUCUUUCUAGCCUCCUCUCCCCUCGCAUCACCCACGCACAGCAUCACCCUGUCGUUCCAUACCCUCUACUUUACCCCUCGCCCUCUCGCUUCCUUUCGCCGGCGCCUUCCCGCACGGCCCGCCUUCCCCCUUCUCCUUGUUGUUCCGAAACGUCUCGAAACGCCUGUAGCACUCUCUUUACUCUCCCCUGACGAGGCGCAUAGCCUUUGCAAUCACGCUUCCUCGAG
This is a messenger RNA of Rhodotorula graminis WP1, 1450 nucleotides long. RefSeq lists its product as uncharacterized. The record is from RefSeq and is a predicted model, not a curated record. Bases 1 to 1233 code for a protein of 410 amino acids. Gene Ontology annotation, molecular function: DNA binding. NCBI's taxonomy places the organism in Eukaryota, Fungi, Basidiomycota, Microbotryomycetes, Sporidiobolales, Sporidiobolaceae. The transcript is spliced from 5 exons.